UUAAUAAUACAAUUAAUCGAUUUUGAUUUAGUUUAAAACCUCUAGUCUCUUGUUUCUCUUUCUCAUUCUCUGAGUAACAGAACUUGUCUGCUUCUAAAUUUGGGAGAGAAAAAGGGAAGAGAAGAAUGGGAGAAUGUAGGCCACUUGGUUUCUUGUUGGGGCUACCAUUUGCACUUGUCGCUCUCCUUCUAUCUCUUGUUGGUGCUGUCAUCUGGAUCAUUGGGACGAUACUGAGUUGUUUGUGCCCAUGUUGCUUCUGUUUCGCUACGUUGGCUAACUUCGCCGUGAAUCUCAUCAAACUUCCUGUCAAAGUCCUCCGUUGGUUCACCCACUCCAUCCCUUGUUAA
Brassica oleracea var. oleracea is the source of this 347-nucleotide messenger RNA. RefSeq lists its product as uncharacterized. The transcript has 2 exons. The record is from RefSeq and is a predicted model, not a curated record. Bases 126 to 347 code for a protein of 73 amino acids. NCBI's taxonomy places the organism in Eukaryota, Viridiplantae, Streptophyta, Magnoliopsida, Brassicales, Brassicaceae.